This is a messenger RNA of Mercenaria mercenaria, 525 nucleotides long. RefSeq lists its product as uncharacterized. Bases 1 to 525 code for a protein of 174 amino acids. NCBI's taxonomy places the organism in Eukaryota, Metazoa, Mollusca, Bivalvia, Venerida, Veneridae. The record is from RefSeq and is a predicted model, not a curated record. The transcript has a single exon.
AUGGCGGAAAGCACAGAUUUUAAUCUCGGACUUGUGAAUGAUAAGGUUGUUACAUUGGAAAAAGAGAGGGUCGCUAUGAGGGACGAUCUAGCGUAUUUACAGUCGCAGUCAAUGAGCAAUAACCUCAUAUUCGGAAAUAUUUUUGAGGCCCCGACAGAGACACCAGCUGAGACGGAGGAGACAUUACGGGGAUUUAUGGAAGCAGAAUUAAACAUUGCCAAGGAGCUAGUCGAAAAGAUACAAUUUGAGCGAGUGCAUCGUGUUGGUACAAAGAAGAGUCAAACGGACAGGAGAAAUAUUGUUGCUAAGUUUUCGCUGUUUAAGGAACGGGAAAUGGUACGGAAACAGUGGAAAAAUCUCCAAGGUACAAACUUUUAUAUGCAUGAACAAUUUCCUAAGGAGGUUAAUGAUAAGCGAAGGAAACUGCUGCCGCAGCUGAAGGAAGCAAAACGGGCGGGUAAGAAAGCGUGGCUGUCGUUUGACACAUUAUACAUAGAUGGGAAGCCAAUGAGGCCAGAGACAUAG